Molecule: messenger RNA, 2258 nt
Organism: Dermacentor silvarum
Lineage: Eukaryota; Metazoa; Arthropoda; Arachnida; Ixodida; Ixodidae
Product: ionotropic receptor 93a-like
Exons: 11
Coding region: 15-2162 (715 amino acids)
Cellular component (GO): membrane
Molecular function (GO): glutamate-gated receptor activity
Source: RefSeq, a predicted model, not a curated record
UGUAUGUGGAGGACAUGGUAAAGGCUGUACGAGGCUUUUCGUCGAAAGUAAAGCCCGCGGCCGUUACAACAUACCGUGUCUGUCUGAGCAGCUCUUGUGAACAAGGGACCACGUCGAUGGACACCAUCGUCGAUACGUUUAGCGACCAAGUGCACCUCCGCCAUUACAUCAUUGUUGGAAACAUGACACUUGUUCGAGGAAUUCUCACAAAGAUAAGAGACAGUAACAUGAUGACCUUCCACCGGGAUUUUGUCUGCGUUGUUACUGAAGCAAUCAAUGAGGAGUUUGAAGAGUUCGCUAAGACAUUCCCAGACGGCGCCAACGUUGUCGUUGCGUACGCUGAAGUCUCAGAAACGGACUGCCCCGUCGAGGAACACUGUCAGCUUCCAAUGGCAGUCGAGACUGUGGCCAAAACCAUUGGAGAUAAGCUUUCAAAGGGCACGUACAGGACAUCAGAGUUUUUGCUGACGAAGUACAUUUUCUCAAACACGUCAAAGACGCUGUUGCUGAACAGCAGCCAGUGCGGACAGUGCUCGCGCUUCACACUGAAGACGGUGGCGAAGCUGCGUGGCGAGCAGGUGCUGCUGGACGUCGGUCACUGGACGCUGGUGGCCGGCAUCCGCAUGGAGCGCAAGGACUUCUUUCCUGGCAUCAUCGGUGACCUGGGCGGCAUCAAGCUGAUCAUCGCCGUCAUCAACGACCCUCCCAUGUCUGUGGUUAAAACGUCCGCAGACAAAAAAGUUGUGACAAAUGUCACUGGCACGAUGGCCGAAAUGAUCGAGUCACUGGCCAAAGCACUGAACUUUACGUACGAGUGGCGGGUGCCAUCAGAAGAAAUUCCCGGAUCAUUUGAGAACGGCCAAUGGACUGGUUUGAUCGGGAUGCUUCACAGAAAGGAAGCCGACCUCGGAGCUUAUGGCUUUUCGGUAACAAAAGAGAGGUCCGAAGUAGUGAACUUCACGUCAGCAUACGACGAAUCACCGUACAAGAUUCUGGUACCGAAACCGAGGGCAAACUACAAGUACCUCUUUCUCGAUCCGUUCACCUGGGACACAUGGGUGGCCGUGCUUUUUUCGCUGCUACUCAUUGGACCCGUGCUGUGGGGUAUCCACUGCGCCAGCCCAUAUUAUGACUAUUACGGCCUCCGGAACGACAAGGGACUCUUCCUUUUACAAAACUGCGAAUGGUACUGCUUCGGCGCGAUCAUUCAACAAGGUGGCAUCCACCUGCCUGACGCUAUCUCGGGCCGCAUCCUGGUGGGCUUCUGGUGGCUGUUCGUCAUCGUCACGCUCACCACGUACAGUGGCAACCUAGUGGCGGACCUCACCUUCCCCAAGAUCCGGAACCCCGUGGACAACGUGGACAACCUCGUGGCGCACCGAGGGUACAUGCGAUGGGGCGCCUUCAAGGGACAGGCCGUCUUUGACCUGCUCAAGACCCAAGAGCGUGGGUCACUCAAGGUCCUGUCCGACAGGAUGAUGACGUUCGACAUAAAACAUGAAACGUGGGUGCUGGACCAAGUGCGCAUGGGAUACAUGGCGCUCAUCGGAAGCGAGGUCACCAUGUUCCACUACCUGGGCCGUGAGCUCAACCGCACAGCACGGUGUGACUUCGCUGUGGCCCGCGGCGAGGUUAUACGAGACGUGAAAUCUCUGGCCGUGCGCGUCGGCUUCCCGUUUCUCGACCGCCUCAACAACGAGCUUCGGCGGCUGGUCGAGUCCGGACUGGUGAUGCACUGGAAGCGCAAACACUGGCCACGGGACAACGAGUGCACCGUCGAGUCAAAGCCUCAAGCUGGCGACAUCCGCAAGAUCACGCUGCACCACAUGACGGGCUCCUUCUGGGUGCUGUGCGUCGGCUUCGCCUCCUCCUUCACGGCGCUCUUCAUCGAGUUCGUGCGCCGCAAGCGCGAGCUGACCGCGCCGCCGGGCCACAAGCCGCCCACGGUGAUACACACCAAGAGCCCCUUCUUCACGCGCACCGAGUACGCCGGAGGCAAAGAUAGCCUGGGCGACCGGUUCGCCACCGACUACGGGGGCCGCGGCAUACGGGACAACGCCGGGUUCGCGUUCAGCCCGCCCAACAGCCCGUUCCGCUACAACGGCUACCCGAACAACCGCAGCGACCUCAUCCCCUACAACUACCCGGCCAGGCGUUACUAACCCGCUGUUUUUUCGCCAUUGGUCUGUUCCAAGCAACAACAAGCAGUAUAAAGGGCAAAAAAAAAAAAAAAGUACGCGCACCAUGCCGCCAAUAUA